CCACAGCUGUCUGAGAUGGAGGACGCUUUCACUAUGUCAUCAGAUUCUCAUGCCCUUCCUGCAGCCCCUCCUUCACUUCCUUUACCUUUAUCUUCAUCAUGUACCUCCUCUGGGACUAAAAAACAAAAGAAGAAUCCCACAUAUCAGAGAUCUAUGAGCUUUGAUCCAAACCUUCUCCACAACAAUGGACACAAUGGGUACCCCAAUGGUACUUCAGCAGCAUUGCGUGAAACUGGGGUUAUUGAAAAACUGCUAACCUCUUAUGGAUUUAUUCAGUGUUCAGAACGUCAAGCGAGACUUUUCUUCCACUGUUCACAGUAUAAUGGCAACUUGCAAGACUUAAAAGUAGGAGAUGAUGUUGAAUUCGAAGUCUCAUCCGACCGACGGACUGGGAAACCCAUUGCUAUUAAACUGGUGAAGAUAAAACCAGAAAUUCUCCCUGAAGAACGAAUUAAUGGACAAGUUGUGUGCGCUGUUCCUCACAACUUAGAGAGUAAAUCUCCAGCUGCCCCGGGUCAGAGUCCAACAGGGAGUGUAUGCUACGAACGUAAUGGGGAAGUAUUUUACCUGACGUACACCCCUGAAGAUGUUGAAGGGAAUGUUCAGCUGGAAACUGGAGAUAAAAUAAACUUCGUAAUUGAUAACAAUAAACAUACUGGUGCUGUAAGUGCUCGUAACAUUAUGCUGUUGAAAAAGAAACAAGCCCGCUGUCAGGGAGUAGUUUGUGCCAUGAAGGAGGCGUUUGGCUUUAUUGAAAGAGGUGAUGUUGUAAAAGAGAUAUUCUUUCACUAUAGUGAAUUCAAAGGUGAUUUAGAAGCCUUACAGCCUGGAGAUGAUGUGGAAUUCACAAUCAAAGACAGAAAUGGUAAAGAAGUUGCAACAGAUGUCAGAUUAUUGCCUCAAGGAACAGUUAUUUUUGAAGAUAUCAGCAUUGAGCAUUUUGAAGGAACUGUCACCAAAGUUAUCCCAAAAGUACCCAGUAAAAAUCAGAAUGACCCGUUGCCAGGACGCAUCAAAGUCGACUUUGUGAUACCUAAAGAACUUCCCUUUGGAGACAAAGAUACAAAAUCCAAGGUGACCUUGCUGGAAGGAGACCACGUCAGGUUUAAUAUUUCAACAGACCGACGUGACAAGUUAGAGCGAGCAACCAACAUAGAAGUUCUAUCAAAUACGUUUCAGUUCACGAAUGAAGCUAGAGAAAUGGGUGUAAUUGCUGCCAUGAGAGAUGGUUUCGGUUUCAUCAAGUGUGUAGAUCGUGAUGCUCGUAUGUUCUUCCACUUCAGUGAAAUUCUGGAUGGGAACCAGCUCCAUAUAGCAGAUGAGGUUGAGUUUACUGUGGUUCCUGAUAUGCUGUCUGCCCAAAGAAAUCAUGCUAUUAGGAUUAAAAAACUUCCCAAGGGCACAGUUUCAUUCCAUUCCCAUUCAGAUCAUCAUUUUCUGGGCACUGUAGAAAAAGAAGCCACUUUUUCCAAUCCUAAAACCACUAGCCCAAAUAAAGGCAAAGAAAAGGAAGCUGAGGAUGGCAUUAUUGCUUAUGAUGAUUGUGGGGUGAAACUGACCAUUGCUUUUCAAGCCAAGGAUGUGGAAGGCUCGACUUCUCCUCAGAUAGGAGAUAAGGUUGAAUUUAGUAUUAGUGACAAACAGAGACCUGGUCAGCAGAUUGCAACUUGUGUGCGGCUUUUAGGUCGUAACUCCAACUCCAAGAGGCUCUUGGGUUACGUGGCAACGUUAAAGGAUAAUUUUGGAUUCAUUGAAACAGCCAAUCAUGAUAAGGAAAUCUUUUUCCAUUACAGUGAGUUCUCUGGUGAUGUUGAUAGCCUGGAACUGGGGGACAUGGUUGAGUACAGCUUGUCCAAGGGCAAAGGCAACAAAGUCAGUGCAGAAAAAGUGAACAAGACACACUCAGUGAAUGGCAUUACUGAGGAAGCUGACCCCACCAUCUACUCUGGUAAAGUCAUUCGUCCCUUGAGGAGUGUGGAUCCAACACAGACUGAGUACCAAGGAAUGAUUGAGAUUGUGGAGGAAGGAGAUAUGAAAGGUGAAGUCUACCCAUUUGGCAUAGUUGGAAUGGCCAACAAAGGGGAUUGCCUGCAAAAAGGGGAGAGUGUCAAGUUUCAAUUGUGUGUUCUGGGCCAAAAUGCACAGACUAUGGCCUACAAUAUCACACCCCUGCGUAGGGCCACAGUGGAGUGUGUGAAAGAUCAGUUUGGCUUCAUUAACUAUGAAGUAGGAGAUAGCAAGAAGCUCUUUUUCCACGUGAAAGAAGUGCAGGAUGGCAUUGAGCUCCAGGCCGGAGACGAAGUGGAAUUCUCAGUGAUCCUGAAUCAGCGCACUGGCAAGUGCAGCGCCUGUAACGUUUGGCGAGUCUGCGAGGGCCCCAAGGCUGUUGCGGCUCCGAGACCUGAUCGGUUGGUUAAUCGGUUGAAGAACAUCACGCUGGACGAUGCCAGUGCUCCUCGCCUAAUGGUCCUUCGUCAGCCCAGGGGACCAGACAAUUCCAUGGGUUUUGGUGCAGAAAGAAAGAUCCGUCAAGCUGGUGUCAUUGACUAACCACAUCCACAAAGCACAUCAUUAAUCCACUAUGAUCAAGUUGGGGGGAUUCUGGUGAAGGGUUCUGAAUAUCUCCCCCUUCAUCCCUCCCAAAAUCUGGAAUACUUAUUCUAUUGAGCUAUUACACCAGUUUUAACACCUUCCUCGUGUUAUGUUUAAAAAAAAAUAAAUAAAUUUAAGAAAACCAUUUUAAAAUUAUGCACAGUUGCAGCCUGGAAAACUUAAGGUGGCGCCUUCUAGUAUCAAUUUUAGGAGCUUUAUUUGGUGCAUAUAACGCAACUGGUAAUUGCAAGAUUCACUUCGCCUGUGUCAAUGAAAAUAGAGACUGUUAUUUUGUUGGCCCUAUGAAAUUCUGCACUCGCUAAAUACGUAGAUAUACUCUACCUUCAUUACUUCUGGCAAAAUGUUCUGCCUUAGCACUCAGUUGCAUUCUCCUUUUCUUUCCUGUUCGGUAUGCUUAAGUCUGAGGACCAUUUGAGGGUAGACGAUGUAACCUUUAAACAUUUUACAAGAAUUUGUGUAGACAAACCAUUUCCUUCAGUUGAUGGCCAAAUGUUAAAAAAUGUUAUUUUUUCAUUUAUAAUUUUGCCACAGUCCACUUCUCGAAGUUUGGUUGGAUUUCAGUAAAAUUCUCUUACAAAGCAGGUUUGGGUUUGUUUGGGAAUUUUUCGGAAGGAUAGGGGUGGUUUUGUUUUGUCCCUGGGGCGGGCGGGGUGGGGCGUGACUUUACUACAAUUAGUUUGUGUGGUGCAGAAUUUCAUGCAAAUGAGGUGUGCCAGCAAUGUGCUAAUCGAACACAUUUAAACCAACAACAACAAAAAAGGUCGAAUGCACAAACUUGCUGCUGCUUAGACCACUGCAGCUUCUAGGAACCCGAUUUCUUUUACUGAUUUCAAGACAAAACAAACAAACGAACAAACAAAAAAAAAUUAAAUAAAAAAUAAAAAAAAAGUUGUGCCUGAAA
Messenger RNA from Suncus etruscus (white-toothed pygmy shrew), 3514 nucleotides. It is a transcript of the gene CSDE1, whose product is annotated as cold shock domain containing E1. The record is from RefSeq and is a predicted model, not a curated record. Bases 16 to 2550 code for a protein of 844 amino acids. NCBI's taxonomy places the organism in Eukaryota, Metazoa, Chordata, Mammalia, Eulipotyphla, Soricidae. Gene Ontology annotation, molecular function: nucleic acid binding. The transcript is spliced from 19 exons.